This is a messenger RNA of Ostertagia ostertagi, 783 nucleotides long. The record is from the annotation of a GenBank genome assembly. NCBI's taxonomy places the organism in Eukaryota, Metazoa, Nematoda, Chromadorea, Rhabditida, Trichostrongylidae.
AUGGAAAUGCACUCUUUUGACUUUUUUAACCAUUCGCAAUUCUGCUCGGGAAAGUGUCAGAGUCGCAACUAUAUGGUACCAAAAGAAAAGGGUCCAGAUGAACGAAGAAAAGUGGCAGAACUACUCAACCCUGGUCUUUUCACUUCAAAUGAUGACAACCUGGCUGGUGGCAACGCGUCACAUUUAAUGGGAUUACACGGUUUCGCGAACAUUGGGAGCAACACCAACGCCAUCACAGCCCAUGCAUCUACUGGUGAUACUAUCACUAUCAAUAAUAACAAUAACCACCAUAACAGCAACAGCGAUGCACUGUCUCGGUUCACAUUGUCGUCGAUCAACUCCACUUUACGGCAUGGUGUCGACGAACUCAUGGACGGUGCAACAAAAGUGAAGCGAGAAUGGCCCGCAGCGAUAACUGAGCAAAUGCUACGGUUGAUGAUGACGGAGCCGAUCUUCUUUUGGAACGAGAUGAGUAAAUUCGGUCUCGUAGAUCAGUUUGUUGAUCCGCUGCUGGAAUGCCUCCGCAGUGUAAAACGUGCUGCAAAUACUGGUGGUCUCUUUUGGGCAGCUCCGGCACUAACACACAUCAUUUCUGUGCUCAAUGUGGGUGAUCUGGUGGUGAGAAGCAUUCGUUCGAAACCAUGGAGAGAGCUUCACUCCAAUUUAUUGUCUAACGGCGGUCGAAAGCGUCCAAUAGAUGAAUCACCACAAAGCACUCAGUCUCGAAACUCUCCAGAUGUUAAACGCCCUCGGGUACAGUAUCCCACGACCGUUAUGACGGCG